AUGUCAUCUGGCCAAAAUUCAACAGCUAAUUCCACUCAAGCCACAAGGGGAAAAUCUGAUAUUGCAUGGGCACAUGUUAUCGAGGGACGAGAUGCCAAUGGGAAGAAGACUUACUCAUGUAUGUAUUGUGGGAAAACUAUUAAAGGCGGAGGGAUUAAUAGAAUGAAACAACAUCUUGCAAAGAAGUCAGGUGAGGUUGGGCCAUGUAAAAAAGUUCCCCCAGAUAUUCAAUAUCAAAUGCAUGAAUCUUUGAAAGCAUUUGAUGAAAAGAAGAUGCAAAGUGAAGAAAAUUAUGAUCAAUUAAAUCCUUAUGGUCCAGGUGGCUUUCAAUUUGAGGGUGAUGAUGUUUAUGUUAAUGUUGAUGAUGAGGAUGAUGAGGUUGUGAGAACAAUUCCUCAGAACAAUAAGGGCAUUUCAAUCAAUGAAGGAGCUGGAAGUGGGAAUAAGAGUAGAGCACCAAUGACACAGAAAGGGAAGGGGAAGAGACAUGAACCAACAAAAAUUGGUGAUUAUUUUGCACCAAGGACCACUCCGGGUUCUCAACCAACUAUCAAAAGUGCCCUCCAAACUAAAGAAGCCAUACAUAGAGCACAUAUGAUUGUUGGCAAAUUCUUUUAUGAUACUUGUAUUCCAAUCAAUGCUGUGAACUCCAUUUAUUUUCAGCCCAUGUUUGAUGCCGCAAUUGCCAUUGGUCCAGGAUAUAAAGUCCCUACGUACCAUCAACUUCGAGUUCCUUUAUUGAGAGACUCAAAAAGAGAGCUUCAAUUGUAUAUUGACACUUUGAAGAGUUCGCGGGCUGCUUGUGGAUGUACUAUUAUGGGUGAUUGUUGGACUGAUGCUAGACAAAGAAAUCUAAUAAAUUUUCUUGUCUAUCGCCCUAUGGGAAUUGCUUUUGUGAAAUCAAUUGACGCCUCUGAUGCUGUCAAAGAUGCUACUCUUCUUUCUAACUUAUUUCUAGAGGUUAUUGAGUGGGUAGGAGUGUCGAAUGUUGUUCAUAUGGUGACAGAUAAUGGAGCAAAUUAUAAAGCUGCUGGAGGACUUGUAAAUGCUACUUACAAAUCUAUGAAUUGGUCUCCAUGUGCAGCUCAUUGCUUGAACUUAAUCUUAAGUGAAAUUUCCAAGAUGAAUCAUGUGCAUGAGCUUGCUAUUAAGGCAUCAACGGUGACAAGGUACAUAUACAACCGUUCAUGGUUGUUAGCUCGGUUGAGAAAGAAGAAGAGUUGGACUGAAAUUGUACGCCCAGAAGCAACGCGCUUUGCCACUACUUUCCUUGCAUUGCAUUGUAUUCAUGAGCAUAUGCAUGAUUUGCAAGCUUUGGUGACAAGUAAGGAGUUUGCAAGUUCAAGAUUUGCCAAAGAGAAGAAAGGAAAGGAUGCCAUUGAUAUCAUUUUAGAUAAACAAUUUUGGAACGAUUGCUUCGUCAUUGUUAAGAUUGUUGAGCCACUUAUGCGUCUCUUGCGCAUUGUUGAUGGAGAUGAGAAACCGUCCAUGGGAUAUGUUUAUGAAGGCAUGUAUAGGGCAAUCAAAGAAUAUAUAUGCGGCUGCUUAUUGGUUAAACCCAGCUUUUCAAUAUGA
Messenger RNA from Camellia sinensis, 1575 nucleotides. The record is from RefSeq and is a predicted model, not a curated record. Lineage: Eukaryota; Viridiplantae; Streptophyta; Magnoliopsida; Ericales; Theaceae.